GAGUCUUUCUCUUCUGUUCAUUACUCGGCCAUUUCAACAUUUACUACUCUACUCUUUGCAUAAUAUUCUAGUAAAAACCGUCUGCUUUCGAUAUGUACUGGAAAAUUAGUGCAAAGUGUUGUAAUGACGUCGUAAUAAACGAAAGAGAAAGUAAACAAAGAGAGGCUCUCAAUGUUACCUACGUCCUAUUGAAAAUUUUCUCUAGAAUUGUUUGUUUACUAAAAAAAAAGAAAAGUUACGGUAUACCGUAGGAACGGUACGCUAUUUUUUUGCACCACGCUAUAUUGGACCAGGUUCUAGUAUUGGACUUUCUUUUUCGUUUCGAAAGUGAGGUUUAAAUAUGGAUACGUUUACCAACUUGGUAGAAAAUAAGAAAUCUGCCCCUAAGGCACUUAAGGUUCGAAAAAUAUACAUCAAUGAAGAUCCCAACGUGGAGGAAAUCGAACCCUGCCCAAAAUGUUGGUCUCAAAAUCGACAGAGCAAUGUUCGAUAUAUGUUCGUCAGUAUGCAAGAAGCAAUUUUCAAAUGUGAAGCUUCUAAUUGUAUGUUUCCGUUUCGAGAUUUUAAGUAUAAGAACUACAGUGAACAAACGGUUUAUUACUAUCAACCGGUAGUGGAAGAAACACCACUGGCACUCACUAGUUUAACACCACCGCAAGAGAAUGUCGCGACAUGUAGUAAAGAUGCCCAACUAUGCAAAGAUUUUAAUUUGCAUUUUAUAUCGCCGGAGAGAACUCAUUCUGCUACAACUCGUUCUGCGAAUUCAAACGAUCUAAACAUUUUUGACAGUCCAUCUCUAAGUUACAGCAACCUUGCUGAAGGUUUUGAUACUGGGUUCAUAGAUGACAUCCUGAACGAAUUGGGUGAAGUAUCAUCGCCCGAAAAGAAGCCAGUGAUUAUGAGUCCCUUGCGGCCAGCUACACAAGAAAAAGAAGCUACUAAAUCUAAUCGCCAGCUAAAACGAUGUUUACAGAUGUUUGAAGAAACCAAAAUCAGUGACUGCAAGACUGAUGGAAUUUUCAAAGUACCCCCUCUCCCAGGAACGGAUGUUUGCACCUCACCGUCGAAGCUGAAAUCGAAAAAAUCGUUCACCCAGAAGCGACACAGUCACUUUCGCCGAACAAAUCAUUCUAGCUUUACUAGUGAAAAAUAUCUCAAGAAAAAUCGUUUAAAGCCACUGCAGUUUUUAGAGUCAUUGAACAAUAUUCGACAAGCGGAAGACAUCCGGAAGAAAACCAAAGAAUCCACACAUAUGCCAGGAAUACAACGGUUGAGUAAUCAAAAAGUAGCUCGGAUGCUCGAUUUUAUUGAAAGAAGUAUGAAAAACAAAGCUCCGACGCCGGAAUCUGUUACCAGACCUCAGAUGGAUUUAGUUGCAAAUUUUGUCAUCCCAGAACAAAGUCCUCCUACCCGAAAGCGCAGAGAAUCGAAAAGACUUUCACUCUCCGAGACAGUUCUGCAGGACACACAAUUUGAGUAUAGCUCCACCGACGACGAAUUGUUGAGGUCUCCAUCUAAACUGACGCAAAUGAAUGAUCCCAUCAAAGAGGAUCCUCGAGAGGAAUCGCAGCCAGUAACGGAUGAAAUGAGACUACCUUCAUUCGCAGAGCUCGUACAUUUUGUCCACCCGGAGCAGCUGCCUUGCGGGAAACUUGGUACCUAUGCUUCGGCGGUAACUGGAGUUCGGUCGGCGGGUUGUUCACCGACGCGCGUCGAACAGUGGGAAGUGACGCCACCGCGAAGGAUACAUAGUAUGGAAUCGCUCAGUAGUUUGCUGGAAUAA
This is a messenger RNA of Topomyia yanbarensis, 1783 nucleotides long. RefSeq lists its product as uncharacterized. The transcript is spliced from 2 exons. NCBI's taxonomy places the organism in Eukaryota, Metazoa, Arthropoda, Insecta, Diptera, Culicidae. The record is from RefSeq and is a predicted model, not a curated record. The coding region runs from base 341 to 1783 and encodes 480 amino acids.